Messenger RNA from Chenopodium quinoa (quinoa), 1541 nucleotides. RefSeq names its product protein MIZU-KUSSEI 1-like. The coding region runs from base 275 to 1075 and encodes 266 amino acids. The record is from RefSeq and is a predicted model, not a curated record. Gene Ontology annotation, biological process: hydrotropism. NCBI's taxonomy places the organism in Eukaryota, Viridiplantae, Streptophyta, Magnoliopsida, Caryophyllales, Amaranthaceae. The transcript has a single exon.
CUUUCUAGUUUUAACAUGAACUCUAAUUCAAGGGGAGGGUCCUCUCAUUAUCCAACUACAAAAAAAUAAAAAAAUCUCAAUUAAUAUAAAUGCACCUUCAAUUAUAUAUCCUUGGCACCAUACCUCCCCCUUCUCCUACAAACAAACUUAUAAAUCAUAAAUGAUACACAAAUCUUAAACUUCAUUAUAAUUAACAAUUAGAUAAAUUCCCAAUAUUUAUAUACUUAUUAUUGCUAUUGUUCCUUCCUCCAUCAUCAAAAAAUCCAAAAAAAAAAUGCCAUCCAUUUAUUCAAUUCCAUUCAAAAAACUCCAAAAUCCAUCUUCCUUAAUUUCACUUCUACGUAACACAAACCCUAAUUAUGAAACUUCUUCCAAAAAAUCAACCUCCAAACCCUCCUCCUCUAAAGGCGGUCUUUUAAAGAUGUUCAAGUUGUUCCCACUCCUUACAUCCGGGUGUAAGGUGGUGGCACUACUCGCGAAGUCCCACCACCUUCGCCGUCCCAUGAUAACCGAUCAUGCAACCAUCAUCACCCUCUUUGGCACGAGGCGAGGUCGUAUAACCCUAGCCAUCCAAGAAAACCCUCAUAGCAUACCUUUCUUUAUGAUUGAGCUACCUAUCCUUAGUUCAACUUUUUACAAAGAAAUGUCAUGUGACAUUUUAAGGGUUGCCCUAGAAAGUGAGACUAAAACACACAAAAAAAAAGUUAUGGAAGAAUUUGUAUGGGCUAUUUAUUGUAAUGGUAGGAAAGUAGGGUACUCCAUUAGAAGGACUCAAAUGUCCGACGAUGAAGUCCAUGUUAUGCAAAUGCUUCACGGUGUGUCAAUGGGUGCCGGAGUUUUACCUCCUUCACCUAGUGACCAUCAUUAUCAUCAACAAAGUCGUCGUGAUCAUCGCAACGAUGGUGGUGGUGAUGAGAAGGUUGAGAAAGAUGAUGGUGAUCAAUUUACUUAUUUGAGAGCAAGAUUUGAAAGAGUUGUAGGGUCUAAGGAUUCUGAGGCAUUGUAUAUGAUUAAUCCUGAUUAUUCUGAAGGGCCAGAGUUGAGUAUUUUUUUUGUAAGAGGUUCAUUUAAGUAGAUUUUUUGUUUUAAUGUUUGUGUAUUUAAUUAUUUCAAAUCAUAUAAAUGUGAUAUUUUUAAUUAUUUGGUCAAGAUAAGUUCGUUGAUAGAGAGAAAAGGUGCAAAUCUACACGAAUAUGUUAGAGAUAUGAGAUAUCGGAAAUAUAACACAUAUAUUUUCCGAUAUUUUCCGAUAUCUCAUAUCUCUAACAGAAUAUUACAAUAUUGCUAUUGAAAAAAUGCAAGGAUUUUAUUGUUAUUUUUUUCAUUUAUUUUUUUGUAUUAUGUCCACUAAAAACACAUUAUUGUAAAUUAUUAGGAAGUAAAUUAAACAUGUGAAAUUGGAUGAAGAUCUAAUUGCUUAUUUUAAGUCCCUAACGAACUUAGUAAACAAUUUGUCCUAACUUAGGAUGCAGUAGGCAAAACCUUUAGUUCCCAGCCAUGUUUUGUUUAUUGUACUUGUCAUAAUUAUUGAAUACAUACCA